GUUCUAGGCACAACCAGAUGUCACCCGAGGUCAAGCAUCAUCCUUUCGUACAUCAUCGUAGCAGACGAUUCCAUGUAAUUCUUUUGCUUAUGGUCGGCUACUUUUCUAUGGCAGUGAUGACCUCCAAUAUAGGAAUAACACUAAGCUGUAUGAUAAAUUCGACUGCUUUGUCAUUAGCUGAAGACCACAAUAAUAAUUCGAAGUAUUCUAGCGAUGAAAAUCCUGCUGUCGACUCAAACUCCACACCAACAUGCUCUCGAAAAAUAGGUGGUAAAGUGAAUGAUUAUGGAGGCUCUUAUGAGUGGUCCGUUGAGACUCAAGGUUACAUUGUUGGAGCCACCUUUCUGGGAGGAUUGCUCUCCACAUUACCCGGAGGUUUGGCAAUUGACAAAUAUAGCAUAAGGCACCUCCUGAUGAUCUCUGUGUUGCUGCUUUCCUCUGCUAGUGUAUUCAUUCCUCUAUUUGCUGAACAAGUUGGACCUAUUGGAGUUAUGGGAUUGAGAUUCAUCAUGGGAGUGGGAGAGGGACUGAUGAUACCGGGUAUAAAUGGCAUGCUGACUGGAUGGAUACCUUCGCAUGAGAAGAGUACGGCUGCAUCAUUGUUUACAUCGGGCAACCAGUUAGCUGGAAUUAUCGGCAAUCCUGUGGCUGCUGAGCUCUGUGCCAGCAAAUUGCAAUGGCCAGCUGUCUUUUACAGCUCAGGUGUUCUGGGUUUUCUUUGGUGUAUUGUAUGGCAACUCACUGUGAACAAUUCGCCAGCCAAUACCAAGUGGAUCAGUGAUCAUGAAUUAAUAUAUUUGGAACAUCAUCUCCCUGAGAAAGCAGCCAAGCGCAUGAAGAAGGUUCUCCCAUGGCGGUCAAUGUUGACGUCUGCUCCGCUGCUCGUAGUAUUUUACUCAAGUAUAGUAGGCAAUAUGAUGAUAGCCAUGAUCCUCGUUUAUAUCCCAGUUUAUUUCAAAGACGUGCUUAUGCUGGAAGUCAAGCAGAAUGGUUUCUAUACCGCACUACCACACACCUUCAACCUUAUUUCGAAACUGAUAUGGGGUUUUUUGAUGGACCAUCUCAAACAAAAGAAGAUACUUACAGCAACUCAGACAGUGAAGCUCUCGCAAGUCUUAUCAAUGCUCACACUCUCACUCUGCUUCCUCCUCCUAGCCUAUGGAGUCGACUGCUCCACGCAUGUUCUGGCUUUGGUUUUGCUAUCCACUAUCGGAGCAGCGUUUGGCCUCUCCAUCAGCGGCUUCCUGACGAGCCUUUUGUCACUUUCUCCAAACUUUAUUGGAGUCAUUAGCAGCAUCUCGCAGAUAAUAGGCUUUGCUGGUCGAGUUGCAACUCCUCAGAUUAUCACCUAUUUCAAAACUAUCGGAAGUGCGGAGGAAUGGCGUGGUAUUCUUUUGGUAUAUUCUGCCAUGACUUUGGUCUCAGCUGUGUUAUUCGGCAUCUGGGGAUCGGGUGAUGUACAACCGUGGAAUUCCCCUAUUGAACAACGCGUUGAUCCUGCUGAUGCAGACAGUAAGCCUUUGGUAGUAUACAAAGGAGAGAAGGCCAUACCUGCUCCUUGAAGUAGGUUGUGCGAUAAUAUUUGUAUAGGUUGUGAGUGUGUCGUAAGGGUGCAUGCACUGGUCCAUUCCAUAAAAUUUUUGCGUAUUCUGCA
This is a messenger RNA of Cylicocyclus nassatus, 1654 nucleotides long. The record is from the annotation of a GenBank genome assembly. NCBI's taxonomy places the organism in Eukaryota, Metazoa, Nematoda, Chromadorea, Rhabditida, Strongylidae.